UCUAAUAUAUAACAACAGAGAAAGAUGGUGAGGGUAGGAGAAGCAUUGAGUGUAUCAACCUCAUCGUCUUCAUCGUUCUACGAUAGCGAAGUAGAAGAGCUUCAAAAGAUGCCAUUGGAACCACCUAGAGUUAAGACUAAGAAACGUCUCUCCAAGCAACUCUCCAUGUUAGAGACCCGUAGAGACAUCGCAUGGGAGCGUCGCCGCCGCCAGAUGCUUCAUCACCUUGAGAAGCAUAACGAAGGAGGAGAUGACUUGACGGACGAGGACUUGAGUGAGCUCAAAGGUUCUAUUGAGUUAGGGUUCGGGUUUAACGAGGAGCAAGGGCAACAUCUUACAACUACAUUGCCUGCAUUGGACCUUUACUUCGCUGUGACUCGUCAGAUCUCGCCGGUUUCUACACCAGGCAGCGGUGGAUCUUCUUCAUCCUCCCGACCUACUUCUCUUGGAGACCGAUCUUCCUCUUUUGGUAGUCCUAUAAGCGACUCUGAUUCUUUGAAGGUUAUGUCUCCAGGUAACUAUAUAUAUAUCCUUUUUUUUUCAUGUCGUCACACAAUAUAAACAUAGCAACCUAAACUUUUAGUCAGAUUGAUAUUAUUAUAUGGUCGUGUUUUAAUGUCAUUCGAUGAAUUUGCAGGAGAUAAUCCUCAACAGGUUAAAACGAGACUGAGGCAUUGGGCACAAGCUGUAGCAUGUUCUAUGAUACAAUCUUCCAAUUAAGGAGAGAAGUGAGAGAUGGGUUUAUACAAGAGUGGGACAUGAAUGAUACUACACAAAUUUGACUGAGACAAAGGAAGUGUUGUAGAAAUUAAGCAAGCUUAAGAGAGAUUAAUUAAGGAGUUGAUUAAGACAGAGGAGGACAGAUUAUUGAAGUUUCAAACUAUAAGAAGAAAUGGAAAAGAAGCAUGGAGGUCUUACAUGUUAUUCUUGAACCCCUUUUUUUUCGCCAAAGACAAAGUUUUAAAUAUUUUUAGAUAUCACUACUUUUAACAGUAAGAAAAUACUUUAGAUACUAGGUUUUUGCUUCUCUUCCUCAUUUUUUCCUUUUAAUUAUCUUUUUUAAAUUUGUACUAUGACU
Messenger RNA from Arabidopsis lyrata subsp. lyrata, 1078 nucleotides. RefSeq lists its product as uncharacterized. The transcript has a single exon. The record is from RefSeq and is a predicted model, not a curated record. NCBI's taxonomy places the organism in Eukaryota, Viridiplantae, Streptophyta, Magnoliopsida, Brassicales, Brassicaceae. The coding region runs from base 25 to 561 and encodes 178 amino acids.